UGUACAGCGAUGGGAUCGUUCCCCACCUAUUCCUGGGCACUGGGUGGACACCCGUUACCUGUAACCCCACGUUACACACUGUCUGCAGAUAAUAGCACUCUGACAAUCAGCCCCGUACACAGGAGCGACAGUGGAGGGUUUAUCUGCACGGCCAGUAACCUGGUGAGCAGUGACAGCAGCAAACCAGUGAAGCUGGUGAUAACUUAUGGCCCUGAUCCACCCACAGUUGAAGUGAUCGGGCUGGAGCUAUGUGGCAGCUUCUUCCCAGGACAGUACUGUGGGAAGGAGGGAGAUUUGAUGACCCUCAACUGUCAGACGAAAUGUUUCCCAGAGUGUAACUACAGGUGGACACAUAACACCGCGGUCAUUGCCGGCAACACCUCACAGCUGCCUAUAGAGAGCCUCACGUUCAACAACAGCGGGGAUUACACUUGCAAUGUGAAGAAUGAUUACACCACGAUUAGCCGCACGGAGAAGGUUUCAAUCCUCGUGUACAGGACUCCCACACAGCAGAUCACAUGCGGAGCAGCAGAUAAAGGAACAGCAUUGGUGUUGAUGUGCUCCUGGGCUGGUGGGGUGCCAGACUCUGUCCUUCAGCUGAAGGUCGGACAGAUGAUUGUCAAUGGGACAAACGAGGGGAAUGUCACCAUCACAAAGGAUCAGCUCAGCUCCCGAGAGAUCUUCACAUGUGUUGGACGCCAUGUUGUCUCUGACAGUCAAUGCUCUAUAGUCAUUGAUAAACCCCAGAGAGCGUCAGGGUCUGAGCCUCAGGUGGAAGUGGGGAAGGAAGCAGAUGUGACCUUAGACGUGUCACUGACAGACACAGUGCGGGUGUCAGACCCUGGCCUGCUGCCCGCACACUUUACAUGGUCGAAGGAAGGCAACUCCAUCACUGGCUCUGACGACAAGUUCAUCAUCACCUCAGGACCGACCUUCUCUAAACUGCUCAUCAGUAAAUUCCAGGCAACCGAUCAGGGCACAUAUCAAUGCCGUGUCACUAACGCAGUGGGAGAGAACUUAUUCCAAUUUGACGUGACUUUGAAAGACGAAGUCAAUGUUGGACUGAUAGUUGGAGUGACAAUCGGAGUAUGUGCACUCGUGAUCAUCGUAUCAGUGCUUCUGGUUUUCCUCUAUAGGAAAAGGAAGCGAGAUGUUUCGGACCUUCACAGCACUGAAACCAAUGCAGCCUUCGACAUACACAGCACAGAGGCCAUUGAAAACAAAACCUAUGAUCCUCAGGAUUUUUAUGCACAAGUCGACAAAUCAAAUCCACUUAAAACAACAGAUUCUCAGGAUUUAUAUGCUAAAGUGGACAAUCUAAGCCGACAACUGCAGAUCCUCAGGAUUUAUACGCUAAAGUCAACAAAUCCAAGCCCACACCUGCAGAUCCUCAGGAUUUAUACGCUAAAGUGGACAAAUCUAAGCCCAAAACUGCAGAUGCAGAAAUAUAAUACAGUUCCUCCUCAAACAAAAACAGGAACUCAAGCGAGCGAGAAAGCUUCCAGCUUUUGCAAUUUACCGGCAAAUUGAAUAUAACUUGUGUAAUUCGGUCCCUGCGUCACCACCGAUGAUGUAAGAGGAGACGGCGGAGAUUAUCAGCCAUUUUGGACUUCUCUUUCCUCAAUAGGAAGUGAGAUGUGAUUCCUAAUAUUGUCCUCAACUUCAUCUCUGACUCGUUCCGUUGGUAUCGAGUAAAACGUACGUCACUUUAGAGAGUUUACAGUAGAAAGAAGCCUUUAGGCCAUUUAUGCUUAUGUUGGUGCUCACUCCACCCCCCCACAAACUAACGCCCUCUCUCUCU
Molecule: messenger RNA, 1801 nt
Organism: Callorhinchus milii (elephant shark)
Lineage: Eukaryota; Metazoa; Chordata; Chondrichthyes; Chimaeriformes; Callorhinchidae
Product: carcinoembryonic antigen-related cell adhesion molecule 1-like
Exons: 13
Coding region: 10-1530 (506 amino acids)
Source: RefSeq, a predicted model, not a curated record